AUGUGUUUCCACGCCCCCUUGAAACCCCGAAAAAUGGAAAAAUGGCUUUUCUUAGGAACACAUACCGCAUUCGUCACUCCAAAAAAGAUAAUGGUAACCCCACCAUUAACCACUUCAUUUAUGAAUUUCAUAGUAAUAGUAAUAGAAAUACAUGUCCUACCGAGACAGAAUUUUGAACUUGCUAUCCUCUUGCCUAGCAGGCAAAGAUUGACCUCCGUGGAAAGGAUGAUUCAUUCCAUUCGGAUCGACAUGAGAGUCCAACUACAUUGCAUUGCCAGAAUCUGUGUUGUAUAUUUGAAAAUGAUAAAUCACCUUGCUUCUCUCAUCGUACAAUCCUCUUCCCGACGAGCCCCCCUUCUCCUCGGUCCACAGAGACAAAAUGUCGGGCUGGUGCCAACAGUUCAUCACGGAAGAAGGGACUCACUGAGCCGGGAUCACUAA
This is a messenger RNA of Beta vulgaris subsp. vulgaris (sugar beet), 441 nucleotides long. The record is from the annotation of a RefSeq genome assembly. Lineage: Eukaryota; Viridiplantae; Streptophyta; Magnoliopsida; Caryophyllales; Amaranthaceae.